AUGGGCUCAAAGAAAGAGGAAAGGGGCUGGGGCCUACGCUGUUCCGAUUUUGCCCGCCCGUGCUGCCCCGAGCCACCGAGGCGAAGCCGCUGGUCGACCCUGGCCAUGGGCAUGCUAUCCGCUGCAGUUGUGUGGUUGUGGGGCUGGAUCUGGAAGGAUGGAUCAUCAGCCAGUCGAGAGACGCAUCUGAUCAUUGCCAUGGUUCUUUGCUGGAGCACAGCUUCCCACCUGGCGUGGUCUGGGCCCCUCGAAGGUGCGAUGGCUGAGGCAGGCCUCCCUAGCCGUGUGCUGCACGGCGAUGCAUUGCAGGACCUACUGCCAUUGGAGCCACUAUGGGACGUCCUUGCGCCAGCGCUGGCCCUCAGUGUCGGAUCCCAGCUGGGCGUCUUCGGCGUGCAGCUGACUCUUGGCCUCACUUUCGCCCAGCCGCUAUUGCUGCUGCUAUUCCCAGGGUUUUUGGCGCUUCUGGAGGAAUGCAACGAGCGGCUACUGGCCUGGCAUCUCGGUGGCCUUUUUGGCCAGCCCAUGCUUGUGGCGCAGGUUGCUGUGGCAAGGGCAGAGAGGCAUGCAGGCCGUGGCUGUGUCAAAGCUUUCGGACUGCUCGUCGGUGCUUACUCCUUGGGCGCGGUCGCUGGCGCUGGUCUCCGGCGCCUUGCACACAGGCUACCACCGUUUCUUUGCAAGGUUGUCUUGAAGGUCUUGGUCAUCAAGCUGGUGAUGCUGAACAUCUUCGCCGUUCGGAUCAAUGGGGACAAGCUGGGCGAGCAUCACGAGCAUGCGGCUCAUGAGGACGAGCACCCGACACAGUACUACCAGCGACAGAAAGCGCGGCAAAUGUGCUCUCAAGUCAAAACUUUCCUGGCCGCCGAGCUGGAGCGACUCCUCCAAGGCUUCACGGACUGCACCUCGCAUCUUGCUGCAAGAUCGGCCGCACUUUUUGGUUUGAUGUUGAUCAUGGGCCCGGCGCCUUUGCCUGCUGUGGAUUUCUUUGCGUACACACCGUUUCGAAAAGGUUUCGCCGUGUUUUGGUUUGACGUCGUCGGUGUCGUGUCCUACGCCGUCGUGGUGCCACUGCUGAACGAGAUCUGGCAGGACAAAACUCGCUGCAUGGAAUGUUUGGAUCUGUUCUUCUUGCCCUCCCUGGCCCUCGGUGCCGCAGCUGCGAUGUUUGCGAUGUUGGAGUUGACGUCGACCCUUCACGUGACGCUCAUCACGGGCUUGGCCACUGCUAGCUGCAGUGCGGUCCUGGGAGCGCUGCUCUCCGCAGAUAUGUCAGAAAAGGCUCCCCAUUUGGCAGAUGUUGGUAUGCGCCUGGCCUGGGGCCUUCUUUGCGGAGGCGCUGCCCAGUUCCUGGGAUCUCAACUCGGACAGAUACUGUUCCUCUACUACUCCUGGCUCGGCGUCAGCCUUUGCUCCUUCGCAGCCCUUCUGACUGCUCGACACUACACCCGGAAGACUUGUCCGAAGACACUGGCAGCAUCAGCACCCUGGAGAGUUGCCGCUAUGCAGCAGCCCGAACCGCUGAUCCUGAAAGUCAUGCGGCUUCGCCAGCCGGGGACAGCUCCCCCGCUGCCGCUUCAAGGUCUCGACGUGCCCAAAGCACUGGUUCCGAUGGCUCUCCAGCAAUCGCUUGUGGGUGAGCCAUUCACAGGCUAUUUGCAUGUCCUGAACGUCAGCCAUCAAACAGUGGAGAAUGUGGCCAUGCGAGUGGAGAUCGACAUAGGUGCGUCGAAAUUCACUUUGCUGAACACUGGCGCAUCUCCGACAAAGACACUGCCACCAGGUGAGUUUGUGGAUGCCAUCGUGCACCACGAGCUGCGUGACGCUGGGACAUACGCUUUGGCAUGCCUCGUCACAUAUACGUGCGGGGGCGAGCAGGGACAUUUCAGACGAGCUUAUCGCUUCCCAGCGCUGCAGCCAUUUGCGGUUUCGCAUCGCGUCAUUCAGAUUGAUCGGCAACUUCUCGUGGAGUGCUCCAUCGAGAAUGCGACACAAGGAAGCAUCUACCUGACAUCCUGGCAGUUGGACUGCGCACCUGGCUUCGAGAGUCGGCUCGUCACAGAGCUGGAAAAGGAUCCCAUCACAGGGAGCGCGCUGCCGCUGCUCCUGAAGCCGCGCGGUUGCUUUGUCCUCGUUUUCAGCGCAUGGCCAGAAGAGGAUGCUCCCGACUCGGCGGCCGUCAGAGAACAGGAGCUUCUCGGCUCGCUUGCGAUGUCCUGGCGUGUACCGGACGGGCCCGCAGGGCGCCUGGAGGGCCACCAGAUUCGCAUGAAGGCCGUUCAGGUGCCCAGCCUUGACCUGCAGGUCGUCGAGUGCCCCAGCCAAGUCAAGGUCGAGGUCCCUUUCACUAUAGAGCUGGAGGUUACGAAUCGAACAGCUGAGAAGUUGGAGCCAAAGAUGCACUUCGACCUCCGGCUGAUGGGUGCGGCGAAGCUGCUCAGCGUGGAGCGCCACCUGCCAAAGCUGGACCCUGGAGCGCGGCAUCGCUUUCCGAUGCAGCUCCUGGUGACGGUUCCCGGCCUUCACGGUCUCAACGGCGUCUUCGUUAUGGACGACCGGGCCCGCCUUAACUAA
Molecule: messenger RNA, 2574 nt
Organism: Symbiodinium necroappetens
Lineage: Eukaryota; Dinophyceae; Suessiales; Symbiodiniaceae
Source: the annotation of a GenBank genome assembly